AUGUGGAGUGCGUUCAUGAACGGCUCGGGGCUGCACGGCGGGGGCGGUGCUGGUGGAGCUGGGGGUGCCGGCGGCGGCGGGGGGGGAUACGUCCCCUCUCAGGGAUGGGAGUUUGUGCCGUGCACCAGGAUGGAUAGGGUCGACCGAGGCCGGAGCAAGGCCCGCACUUCGCUGAGGAGGGUCUCCUCUCCGCCCACCGUCUUCAGUCAGCUCUACGACUCCCAGUUCGGAGCUUCACCAGGAGGAGGAGGAGGUGGAGGAGGAGGAGAGGGCGAAGCGGGCAAACAGCUGGAGAUCCUCAGGGGACAAAUGUGGCCCGGUCCCGAACCAGCAGUCCCGCAGCAGCAGCCGCAGCCAGCUCAACACACGCGGCUGAAAAAGAAGUUGGACGAUUUGAAGAAGAGACAUGUGCAGGACAAGGAGGAGUGGAUGCGUGAGAAGGAGUCAUUGUUGAGAGAAGUGGCUGACAUACAAGGAGGGGAGAACAGGAGGAUUCUGCUGGACCUGAAGACGGUUUUGGAGGAAGUGCAAACGGAGGUGAAGAGAGAGGAGGAGAAGAGGAGCGAGCUCCAUCUGCAGUACACCAGGGACAGAUGUGCCUGGGAGCUGGAGAAGGCUGAGCUCAAACGCAGGAUUGUACAGUUGGAAGCUAGAGAAGGUACCGGGUCGGUGAGGGGAGUGGUCCAGUCAGCAGCAGGUCCUGGACCUGCGGCCUCACGGACCAAUCAAGGACAGCACGGAGAGACCCCAUCUCUCCGCCAAGACAGGGAAGAGCAGCGGAGGCUCCUGGCAGACACACACUCGACGGCCAUGGACCUACGCUGUCGUCUGGAGCACAAUGAGAGGGACUGGUCGAGGGAGAAAAGCGAGCUGCUGGAGAGGUUCGACGUGGAGAGGAGGGAGUGGGACAGCCAGUUGAAAGAUAUGCAGAGGAAAAUAGAAGAGCUGUACUGUGAAGUGAGAACCAAGCGAGAGGGCACCAGGCUGGACGGCGGGAGGCAGGACGAGGAUGAUGUCAUGCAUGGGCUCAGCCUGCGUUCCACCAGCACAGGUUCCAGUCUGCUCAGUGAUAACUCCCACUCAGAGCCACUCAGCAGUAGCAGUCAAUCAGAGUCUCACAGACAGGCAUCAUUACCCGGCUUUGGUCACAACAGGAACACCGGAGUUGGCGGUUCUGGAGGCAGAGAGAGUCACCAACCCACCUGCUUCCAGGCAGACGGCCUCUGUCAGUUUAAUGUUGGUCGCUUGACUCAGAACGAACCUUCACAACCAGAGCUGGUGGAUGAGUUUAGAACAAGAAGCACUAGGCAGCAAGACUCAGUUGAUGACAGCACGGAAGAUGCCCUUACAAUGGAGCUGGCUGCUAUAUUCCGUGGAACUCCUGGGUGUGGAACGCCUCAGAGAAAUCCUACUAAUGGGAAUGAAGACGAUCUCCGUGUUGCUUCUCAAGAAAGUUUGCUCUGGGCGGAGCUGAGUAAUGGCAGUGAAAAGAAGAGGAACACAACUGCUCUCAAUGCUGCUCUGAAGGAGAUCGCCCGUGUGAGUGAGGAGCUUUGUAGCUACCAGGACGAGAUCAGAAAGAAGAGCGGAGAUAAGAGGAAUCGAUCUGAAUCCCUGUUUGUAACUGAGGAGAGUGACAUGCUGUUUGGUCACGAUAAGAACCGGCUGGAGGUGGAUGAACCUCUCUGCGACCUCAGCCAGAUUUACGAUGACUUCCGGGCCUUGGAAAGAGAAAAGUGGAUCACCUUCUCGCCAGAGAACACCUGGCGGGCCGACAGUGCUCUGAGUGACCGCUGGAGAACAAACUCUGCUGAUCAAGACAGCUACAGAGACACGCGGACGAGCCCUGAAGCAACCUCUGAGAUGGAGGCAGCAGCUCCACCCAUCCCUCCUCGCUCCUCCUCCUGGAAUCUGGGCAGCCCAGCCCAUCCAGACACAGAACUCCACAUCCCAGAAUCCCCCUCCACCACAGUGAAGAAGUGCCACAGCCCCUGUGUUCUUGUGGACAAAAAGUGCAGCAGCCCGUCCAUCGUCAGGAAGUUUGAGGCUAUGCUCCAAGAAAAUGAGGGGAAAGUAUUGAUAGAUGGUGCGGUAACCUCGUGUGCUGCGCCUGAAAACCCUAGCUGUAAUAUGGGCUGCUGCCACAGCCGCUGGUCCUGCGAUGCAAGCAAGUUCAGUAACAGCAAGUUGUCUGCAUAUGGGACAGUGCAGAACAGCUUCUCUGAGGUGAACAUACUGAGUGCUGCGAAACACUCAGAUUACACCCCUGCUGUUGGUUACUUGACAAACCCCGAUGUGCAAAUGCCUCCGCUCGUCAAAGAAUUACCUGUGGACUUGUUGAUGUAUUCCCUGGAAACAACACCUGCCAGCAGCAACCUCCAGGGCUCCAGAAGAAACAUCAUGCUCGAACAAAAAACUGCUGAGUUCAACAGAACUUUGUUUCAAGCUGAGAUGGGCCGUGGUGUAAAGGAACAAGACGGUUUUAUUACAGCAGAUGCCUCCUCCCGGGGUUGCCAAGCAGCAUCGACACCAUCAGAUGAGGUUUUACCUUCCGUGCAGACUGGAUUUCAGCCACAUUACACGGAUUUCACACCUGGCAUUACAGCUGCCCAUCCUGAAGUCACAUUAUCUGUGUCCUCCACAAGUUCCUCAAUUCAGAACCUUGACUUCCAGUCAUGGCAGAUGAUAUAUGGUCUAGAAGGUCAAGAGGUCAGAAUGAAACAAGAAACACCCUCUGAUCUUUCACAUGAUCAGCCUCAGGUUGGACUCAGACAUGCCACCACAAUAACCUCUCACAGUCCUGUACACCAUCCUGAGGUCAAGCACAAAGUCCAAAAGGCAAGCAGUCCUUCCAGAAAAACACAACAAAGAGCAGCCACAGAGGCUCCCUUCCCUGAGACAGGCCAGAAUCUGUCCAGCUCUAAGAAUGGAGCAAAGCCUCAGCCAGCCAGGGUGGGCGUGUCCCUCCAGCAGACGCCUGUGGAGAACAAACAAAGACAGAUGACACAGCCCGGGCAGCAGGAACAGCCAAGGCAUGCGUCUGCACCUCCUUCCCAGUCCGACUCAUCCAGACAAGGGCCUCGGAUGAUGAACGACCAUCCCUGGAAGCCCCUCACUCUGGCAGCGUAUCCACGGCCAGAGGGAUCCAGGUCCAACUACGGGGCAGUGGAAAGGAUUCUGAAGAAUUACGAGAGUGCAGCUCGGGCUAAACAAAGCCAGAGCAAGCAGAACGAGACGACUUAUUUUCCUAACCUCAGCGAUGGGCAGGAGGAGAAUGUCACUGAACUAGACAUGCUGGACAUGGACCCUCUGGCCUUCCCCCCUACUCUGAGACACACACUGACUUCACACAGCUCACAGACACACACUACACAUUCUCAGCUCAGCUGCCACACUGCCAUGGGUGUGAAAGAGAUACAGCUUAUAGUGCAGGGUCAAGAAGACUACAGAUGGAACACGAAGGAUGAAGGGUCGUCCGUGUCCUCUUCCUCCGUGCAGAAGAAUUUCUCGCGGCCCGCCCGCCCUGCCAACCGACGCCUCCCCUCCCGAUGGGCCAGCCGCUCCCCCACUCCUUCCUCCUCCACCUCUCCGUCGCCGCCGUCCUGGCCCCGUCAGAAACACACUUCCUCCUUCUCGUACUCACACGACUUUCACAUAGAGACUGUCAUCAUAUGAUCUCCGCCUCACUGUGUGAACGCGCCAGACGCCUUCAGUGAUAACCGCUGAGCUUCCUCUCUUCAUCCUCACCGCUGUACAUAGCAAACACAGACUGCUUCUCCGCGCCUCAAGACUCAGAAGUGCUUUAGUUUUGAGUUCACUCACCUUUAGAAUGUAUGUGGCAUCCAGCGGACGCCAUAGUAACAGACCAAGGACGCCAAGUCAAGGAUCUGAAGCAGCUUGAGGUAAUCAACAGUAUUAACCUGCCAGACAUUAAGCAAAUCCUCAGAGGAUGAUCAAAACAUCACUUACAAAAGGAACAGUCUCGUCCAAUGCAUCAUUCAGUCACUCAUGUUAACCAUGUGAAAGGACGUCCUAUGCUCAGGUCUGGAUUAUAGCCUCGAUCAGUGUAGCCUAGCAACAGCCUUGCUUUACCAACAACAGACCCGUCAUUACUCCUCCUGCUCUGUGUGUAGUAUUUACGCCUUUAAAAGUGAUGCUAGCUCACAUUCAAAUGAUCUUUCAGCCAAAUGAAAUCCAGAAUAAAUAUGGACUGUGUUUUGUAUUUCGUGUCUAACAUGUGUUGUGUGCUUUCUGCACAGCAUAUGUUACACACACAAUAUGCAGCGUCAUAUUGGAUUCAGAGAUGAAGACAGUGGAGAAGACGUCCCCUGGCUUCACUGAAGAAAGCUGUGUCGGUUUUCUGCCUUCUUGAAUAUUACCCACAUGACCGGACUGUACCUUACCUGUGACUCAAACUUAUUUUCUUUACGCUCAUGACUCGCUUUACAUUUUUCACGAUUAGGCAAAACAUUUACUUGAUAUCAACAGAUAGAUUCAAAGUUGAGUUCCUUUUUUAUAACUUUGUACCAAAG
Molecule: messenger RNA, 4532 nt
Organism: Limanda limanda (common dab)
Lineage: Eukaryota; Metazoa; Chordata; Actinopteri; Pleuronectiformes; Pleuronectidae
Gene: mtcl3a
Product: MTCL family member 3a
Exons: 8
Coding region: 1-3675 (1224 amino acids)
Source: RefSeq, a predicted model, not a curated record